GACAUUUGAAGUACACACCAUACUGCUGACAAAGAUGACCAGGCGAUAGAUUCCUGAUGAGCCUAGCCGUAUUCGAUAGUCACAACAUGCCUACACCUGUGGUACAGCUUUUUUGAUGUUAUCAUCAUUCCAGUCCACAUUGAAGAGAGAAAGGAAGCGAAAAGCCAUGUCCCUGUGGAGAUAGAAAGGCAGACAUUCAGGGGAUCACUCUGACCUGGCUACCUUCCCAACUGCAAAUUCCUUGAAAUUGGAGAAAGAUAAAAACUGGAUGAAUUCACCCUGGGUGCAACCCAGUCUCUUGUCACCUUUCUGCAAUAAACAGCUAGAAAGGAAAAUCAUCUGCAGAAGACAGAAACAUGAGGAUGACAUGGCGUAUGCGGCGGCGCUCCGGGACAAUCUGUCUCUCCUUGGCCUUCAUCACCAUUUUCCUCCACCUCCUCCUUGCGCUCAUCACACUCUCCAUUCCUCACCUGCCUUGUGACACUGCACUGCAACCAAAGAUACACUUAAGGGAUUUGGCACGCACCAACAACACCUCGGUGGGGGUCAGAGGUCUUGAAGAGCCACCACCUGAUCCUCUUCAAAGAGAUCCUUCCUAUCAAGACGUUGGAAGGGAAGCAAAAAUAAAUGUUCAAAGACUCCCUUACAAGCGCUUCAGAUCGAAAGAAGGAAAAAAUCCCCAGAAUAACAACACCGAGAGCGCUGCCAACAGAACUGAACGCUGGGCAUCCGACUUGUCAAAGCUCAGAGCGCUAUUUGACCAUCCACUUUACAACAUGCCCAAACCCGUGGUUCCCGAGGAUGACUGGCUUCUGAAGGUGAAACCAAAGGUCAAGCCGAGUCAAAGGAGCACCCAGAUGUGGGAAAGCGACACCCAGGAUGGAUAUGAUGACGCUCAGUGGAAUAGUAGCAGUAGCAGCCAACCUCCGUGGCUACGCUUCCAUCUGGGCAUCACACGCUGGGAGCUUUACCCACACCGUGACCCCAACAUGGAGCUUUUAACCCAGCAGCUGGCCACACAUCGUAUCGUCAGUGCAGAAGUCUGGUGGGACACAACUGAAGCUGGUUAUGACAUUUCCUAA
Cyprinodon variegatus (sheepshead minnow) is the source of this 1082-nucleotide messenger RNA. Its product is annotated as extracellular serine/threonine protein kinase FAM20C-like. The coding region runs from base 357 to 1082 and encodes 241 amino acids. Gene Ontology annotation, cellular component: Golgi apparatus. The transcript has 5 exons. Lineage: Eukaryota; Metazoa; Chordata; Actinopteri; Cyprinodontiformes; Cyprinodontidae. Gene Ontology annotation, molecular function: phosphotransferase activity, alcohol group as acceptor. The record is from RefSeq and is a predicted model, not a curated record. Gene Ontology annotation, biological process: protein phosphorylation.